ACCUUCGUCAAUUCCCUUUCAAUAUCAAUCUUAUUAAACUUAGUUUUGUAGAAUUUAAACCUUUAUUAAUCGCGUAGUUCCAUAAAUAGGACUGUUAUUGCUGUUACAAAGCAACACCAUACUCACCUCAAUCUUGCUCCCGAAGUUGCUUCGCUACGACUCUACAGCAAGUUAAAAAGUAACAACAUUCUGCACUGUUGACAAAUGAUAUGGAAAAGCUCUAUGCAACUUGAGUUUUCUCUUAAAGGCAAGGAGCACAAAAGUCACCGAAUAAAGGUGCUAAAAGAUUUGACAAACUUGCGUGACAAGGAGACACCCCUUGUGUUACAAGGUGAUACACCGACUCAAGGAAAUUGAUUUAGGUCCUAGGAAGCAUAAAAGCUGAGUUCAAUUUGAUUCCUGGUAAGAAUCCAACAUGCAAGAAAACGAAAAUCCACCAUGGUUUAUUACAAGGCAAGGUUCCCCUUCAAAACCCCGAGGGAAUCAAUGCAGUUGCAUCGUGAAACUACCGGAGGAUGUCAUAGCUCACAUACUAAGUUAUUUACCUGUCAAGAGUCUGUUGCUUUUCAAGUGUGUCUCCAGGCUAUGGUGUUCCCUGAUUGAGAGUGAAUAUUUCAUCAAACUUCACCUUAGAAACUUUGUCCAUGAUAGCAGCGGUGCCAAACUUAGCCUCAUUCUUCAAGACACAUGCUUCUCAACGCCAAAGAUCUUUUCAGUUACCCACGUUGGUUCGCAGAAUGAAUGCGUCGAACUCGGAGGCCCGUUCGGUUACAGGACCAGAAUAUUGGGGUCUUGCAAUGGUUUGCUUUGCGUUUGUCAAUCAGACAUGGAAGACAGCGUCGAGUACAAACGAUCAGGGAAGUAUUACGUCUCACCGAAGAUAGCCUUGUGGAACCCAUUAACAAAGAAACUGCAUAUCCUGCCCUUCGCACCUAUUCAAGUUACAACAUGGAGUCCUCUCUAUGGUGUUCUUGACUCUCUUGAAUUUCAAUAUGCAUUUGGACAUGAUUCGUUCAACGACGACUACAGGGUUUUGAGAAUUGUACAGCAGAAUCCUGGAAUGCCUGAUCCUGAUAAGUUUAUCCUUAAAGCUAUGGUUUAUAGCCUGAAGGCUAAUUCAUGGAGAGAAAUUGUUGCACCUGGUUAUCUUCAUUAUAUUGUCAGUAAAGAAUCUGUGCUAGUCCGCGACGCUUUUCAUUGGUUGCUAAUCCAAGGGCAUGGAUUGGAUAUUGUUGCAUUUGAUAUUCAAAGAGAAGAGUAUUGCACAGUGCCACUGCCUAACUUAGAAACUAAGUCUUCUCUUUACUACAGGAAUUUGGGUGUCCUCAGACAAUGCCUCAGCUUAGCCUCUAGUAGUGUCCAUAAUGUUGAGAUAUGGGUGAUGAAGGAAUAUGGAAUGAAGGAUUCAUGGGUUAAAUUGUUCUUGCUUGAACAGUCUUCUUCACUAUGCUACAGUACUGUUCCAUAUGAUCUGGCCCCUUUAGCAUAUGUAAAGGAUAACAAUGAUGAUCAUAAGGUUCUCCUAAAAGGGCUGCCUGAUCAAAGUCUCAUAUGGUAUGAUCUAAAGCUAAAAACAUAUGAACAUGUCCAAAUUCAUGGGGCUCCAUGGCUAUAUCAACCCUAUAUUUUUGUUGGAAGCCUUGUCUCUCCUCUCCCUCCAAUGCAGAAACAAAUUGAUGGCAAGAUACAUCAGGAAUGUGAGAACUAGACAAACAAGAAGAGAAGAAUAGGAGAAGAAAUAGCCAAUUAGGGCCUGUAAAUCUUCUUUCUUUUCCUUAUUUUAUCCCAGAUUGUGAGACAAUUCAAAGUUUUAAUGUUGGUAA
Messenger RNA from Populus trichocarpa (black cottonwood), 1823 nucleotides. RefSeq names its product F-box protein CPR1. NCBI's taxonomy places the organism in Eukaryota, Viridiplantae, Streptophyta, Magnoliopsida, Malpighiales, Salicaceae. The coding region runs from base 416 to 1708 and encodes 430 amino acids. The record is from RefSeq and is a predicted model, not a curated record. Gene Ontology annotation, molecular function: protein binding. The transcript has a single exon.